GUGUGCUUAUACUGAGAGCGUGCCGGGUUCUAACUUUCAAAGGUGUUCAACAUGUCUCCAUGUACCCAUUCUGUUGCAUGCGUUUUGACAGAUAUGAAUUUAGAGAGUGACUACGGCACGUCAGUUUCUUGUGGCAAUGGCAAGCUUAGACAAUGGCUGAUUGACCAGAUUGACAGCGGAAAGUACCCCGGAUUGGUUUGGGAAAAUGACGACAAAACCAUUUUCAGAAUCCCGUGGAAGCACGCGGGCAAACAGGACUACAACAGAAACGAGGAUGCCGCGCUCUUUAAGGCCUGGGCACUCUUCAAAGGGAAGUUCAGAGAGGGGAUUGACAAGCCUGACCCUCCCACCUGGAAGACGCGGCUCCGCUGUGCCCUGAACAAAAGCAAUGACUUCCAUGAGCUGGUGGAGAGGAGCCAGCUGGACAUAUCCGAUCCCUACAAAGUGUACAGGAUCAUUCCCGAAGGUGUUAAAAGAGCAGCCAAAGCGAUGAGUUUGGAGGAGCCAGCGGCUCAGAUCAACCCUCAGGGCUACUCCAUGCAUCCUCCAUAUGCACAGCUGCAGACCCAGGUGCCCGGCUACCUUCCCCAUGAGAGGAGAGAGUGGAGGGACUACACACCAGAGCCACAGAACCCCGCAGAACUCCCGUUCGGCCAGUGCCCUUACCCCCCAAGGAACCUGCCCUGGCAGGGGCUGCCUUGUGAGAAUGGGUAUCAGAUAACAGGGUCCUUCUACACCUGCUCCCCCAAUGAGUCUCAGCCCUCAGCCUUCUCACUAGACCCCAACUUGAGAUCAGCUGAAGCCAUGGCCUUCUCCGACUGCCGCCUGCACGUCUCCCUGUUCUACCGGGACUCCCUGGUCAAGGAGGUGACCACCACCAGCCAGGAGGGCUGCCGGAUCUCCACGUCCCCGGAGGACCGUCUCUACGGCAGCAUGGACCAGGUGGUCCUCCCGUUCCCGUACCCGCAGUCCCAGAGGAAGGGGGCGGAGAAGCUGCAGACGGCGCUGGAGAGGGGCGUGCAGCUGUGGCUGACCCCGGACGGCCUGUACGCCAAGCGGCUGUGCCAGGGCCGGGUCUUCUGGGAGGGGCCCCUGGCUCCAUUCUCCGAUAAACCCAACAAGCUGGAGAAGGAGCAGACCUGUAAGCUGUUUGAUACGCAGCAGUUCCUCAGCGAGCUCCACAGUUAUGCCUACCAAGGUCGCCCACCACCCAAAUUCCAGGUGGUUCUCUGUUUUGGGGACGAGUACCCAGACCCCCAGAGGCACAGCAAGCUGAUCACUGCCCAGGUGGAGCCUGUGUUCGCCAAGCAGCUGCUGUACUUCGCCCAGCAGAGUGGCGGGCACUAUGGCCGUGGGUACGAGACGCCCAAGCAGUUGGCCUCGCCCACCGAGGACUACCAGAGGCCCGUCCAGCACCGCCCCAUGCAGGAGUGACCGGAGUGUCGCUGUACGGAUGCUGGGCGCUCCAGUGUCUGAGGCUGGAACUCAGAUGUGGAGUUCUCAUCGACAUGUCACAAAUUCGCUGGGUCUCGGGGGCCGGGUUGAGCCAUGGGCUUGGAGAGACAAAAGCAGGGCUAUCACUUUGUCUCUGUCCCUCUUGUUACCUCUCCUUCCCUCUCUCUUUCUCUCUCCUUUCACUCCUGCUUCUCACACUCUCUCUCUCUCUCUUGUGUUCCUGUCUCACCCUCUCUCAAUUUCCCUCCUACCUCCUAACUCCAUUUUCUCUUCCUGUCUUUCUUAUCUCUCCCCAACCCAUUCCAAUCUAUCUCUCACCUUGUCUUUGCCUUUCACAGUCAUUUCCCUUCUCUGUCCUCUUUUCCUUUCUACCCAACCUCUCUCUCUCUCUCUCUCUCUCUCUGAUGAUGAAAGCAUGGCUGGAUUCUCUGUGGUCUAUCAGUCAGUUUUCAUAGAUGAAGCUUUACUCUUACAUUAGUUUGGGUCUACUCUUUCCUCAACCAACAUGGAUGUCACUGAACUGAAUUACUUGUAUUGUUGAAUAUUAAUGUGAGAUGUAUGUUUGCGUUUUUUAAAUGAAAAUUGUAAUAACUGUACAGUAUGCAAAUGUGAUUGUGUUUUAAUUUUUUAUUAAAUAAUUUUACAAAA
Molecule: messenger RNA, 2103 nt
Organism: Conger conger (European conger)
Lineage: Eukaryota; Metazoa; Chordata; Actinopteri; Anguilliformes; Congridae
Product: interferon regulatory factor 4-like
Exons: 9
Coding region: 52-1434 (460 amino acids)
Biological process (GO): immune system process; regulation of transcription by RNA polymerase II
Cellular component (GO): nucleus
Molecular function (GO): RNA polymerase II cis-regulatory region sequence-specific DNA binding; DNA-binding transcription factor activity, RNA polymerase II-specific; protein binding
Source: RefSeq, a predicted model, not a curated record